Herpailurus yagouaroundi (jaguarundi) is the source of this 4464-nucleotide messenger RNA. It is a transcript of the gene GATAD2B, whose product is annotated as GATA zinc finger domain containing 2B. Lineage: Eukaryota; Metazoa; Chordata; Mammalia; Carnivora; Felidae. Gene Ontology annotation, molecular function: zinc ion binding; sequence-specific DNA binding. The record is from RefSeq and is a predicted model, not a curated record. The transcript has 11 exons. Gene Ontology annotation, cellular component: NuRD complex. The coding region runs from base 1002 to 2837 and encodes 611 amino acids. Gene Ontology annotation, biological process: negative regulation of transcription by RNA polymerase II.
UCGAGCUUUGAGUAUAUCAAAGAUGAAGGAAUCCACAGUUCUGAUCAUUUGAAAAGAUUGCUAGAAUACCCUUCUCUGGUAUCAGUAUGAACUCGUAAGUUUUAAUUUAUACACCUGUUCAUGUACACGUGUGCACAUACAGAGAUAGAAAUAGAUGUGUGUGUGCUUGUGCGUGUACACGGAUUUCCUUUUUCUGAGAGGACUUGGAAGCAGUUACGCCACCAUAGCAAUGAGCACAUGUGACACCAGGUCUUGUUUUCUAAAUGCUCUUGUCUGGGGGAAGAAACUUGAGUUCCUUGGAGAAGUGACUCAGGGCAAAGGAAAAACGUCCUUUGGACCUGAAACAUGACGUGGCUACCAGAAGAGAAUGAAAUGCUAAAACAAACAAACAAACAAAAUGGUGUACCAACUUGAAGGAGCUUUCAACACCGGAUCUGGGACAAUUUGAAGAACAAAAUAAGUAAUGAUAGUAACAGAUUAUAACCCAUGGGAUGAAAUAAAUAUCCGUAAGCCCAUGGUGCUGCAAAUAAAUAUUUGAAUAAAUAAAUACGAGACAGCCAUGUAUUAUAGUAAAAUUCAAAUUAAUAAACAUAGAAGGAAUGAUGGAAACAUUAGGCAGAUACUAAUAAUUGUUACAGGCAAGAAUUGUCUGUGAAUGCUAAAGUUAGUCGGUGGAAGUUGGAUGUAAAAUGAGAUUUUGCGUAGCCUCAGAGUAUCUCUUCAGAGUAACGUUCAGUGGAGAAACCUGUCAGACCCCACCGCCAUCAAGUGAUUACAGUUAACGUCAUCAUAAUGCAACAUGUUGACAUCAUGUGCUUGCUGAGAGGAUACACUGAGAAGGGUACAGUAUUGCUUUUGUGCUAUUUUUGUCAAAAAUACGUAACUUCAAUCUAAUGAGAAAACAUCACAUUAACCCAAAUUUGGGGGCAUUUUACAAAAGGGCUGGCUGCAAAAGUGUGAAUGUGAAGAAAGAAUAAAAACUGUCACAGUUAGGAGGAGAGAUGUUGGAGAUCCACAAGAGCAGUGUCGGGCUGCAGACUGAAUGUGGAAGCAGGAUGGAUAGGAUGACAGAAGAUGCUCUUCGCCUGAACCUGUUGAAGCGGAGCUUGGACCCGGCAGAUGAGCGAGACGAUGUCCUGGCUAAGCGACUCAAAAUGGAGGGGCACGAGGCCAUGGAACGCCUGAAGAUGCUGGCGCUGCUCAAACGGAAGGAUCUGGCGAAUCUCGAUGUGCCACAUGAGUUGCCCACCAAACAGGAUGGCAGUGGUGUCAAGGGCUAUGAAGAGAAACUCAAUGGGAAUCUCAGGCCUCACGGCGACACCAGGACUGCUGGAAGGCCAGGCAAAGAAAACAUCAGCGAUGAGCCUGUGGAUAUGAGUGCCAGGCGGAGUGAGCCAGACCGUGGGAGGCUGACUCCCUCCCCAGACAUCAUUGUUUUAUCUGAUAAUGAGGCUUCCAGUCCCCGCUCCAGCUCCCGAAUGGAAGAAAGACUCAAAGCAGCCAACCUAGAGAUGUUCAAGGGGAAAGGCAUUGAGGAGCGGCAGCAGCUCAUCAAGCAGCUGAGGGACGAGCUGCGAUUGGAAGAAGCCCGGCUGGUGCUGCUGAAGAAGCUGAGGCAGAGCCAGCUCCAGAAGGAGAACGUAGUCCAGAAGACCCCGGUUGUGCAGAACGCGGCGUCCAUCGUGCAGCCAUCUCCUGCGCAUGGGGGACAGCAGGGCCUGUCCAAGCUUCCCUCUCGGCCUGGGGCCCAAGGGGUGGAGCCACAGAGUCUGAGAACAUUACAGGGUCACAGUGUCAUCCGCUCCGCGACCAGUACCACCCUCCCACAUAUGUUGAUGUCCCAACGUGUUAUUGCACCAAACCCAGCCCAGCUACAGGGUCAGCGGGGCCCACCUAAGCCCGGCCUUGUACGCACCACAACACCCAACAUGAAUCCUGCCAUCAAUUACCAACCGCAGUCGAGUUCUUCUGUUCCCUGCCAGCGCACAACAUCCUCUGCCAUCUAUAUGAACCUCGCCUCCCACAUGCAGCCGGGGACUGUGAACAGGGUGUCCUCACCCCUGCCGAGCCCCAGCGCCAUGACCGAUGCCGCCAACUCCCAGGCUGCCGCCAAACUGGCUCUUCGCAAACAGCUGGAAAAGACCCUCCUGGAGAUUCCGCCGCCUAAACCUCCUGCUCCCCUGCUUCACUUCCUGCCUAGCGCGGCCAAUAGCGAGUUCAUCUACAUGGUGGGCUUGGAAGAAGUCGUACAGAGUGUCAUCGACAGCCAAGGCAAAAGCUGUGCCUCACUCCUGCGGGUCGAACCCUUUGUUUGCGCCCAGUGCCGCACAGAUUUCACCCCUCACUGGAAGCAAGAGAAGAAUGGUAAGAUUCUGUGUGAGCAGUGCAUGACCUCCAACCAGAAGAAGGCUCUAAAGGCCGAACACACCAACCGGCUGAAAAAUGCUUUUGUUAAAGCCCUACAGCAGGAACAGGAAAUCGAACAGCGACUACAGCAGCAGGCAGCCCUUUCCCCCACCGCGGCUCCGGCCGUGUCCAGUGUCAGUAAACAAGAGACCAUCAUGAGACAUCAUACGCUUCGGCAGGCUCCACAGCCCCAGAGCGGCCUCCAGCGCGGCAUACCCACAUCUGCCCGUUCCAUGCUCUCCAACUUCGCGCAGGCGCCCCAGCUGUCUGUGCCUGGUGGCCUCCUUGGGAUGCCAGGUGUCAACAUUGCAUACUUGAACACCGGCAUCGGAGGACACAAAGCUCCCAGUUUGGCAGACAGACAGCGGGAGUACCUUUUAGACAUGAUCCCUCCCCGGUCUAUAGCGCAGUCCAUCAGCGGGCAGAAAUAACGCCUGUCCACGUGCACUGCCCCAGCCUUGAACCCUUUACCCCUCCUCUCCCAUUGCCCCCAACUUCCGUCGCAUGCAGUGCCUGUACUGGUGCCUACCAUACACGGAAAACAAAACAGAAAACAGAAGACAAACCUAGAAAUCAACAGGAAAACGCGCCUGCCCUGCCCGCCACCCCUCUCUCACUGCUGCGAUUCUGCCGCUCUUGUCUUCUCUCCGGUUUUCUUUCACAGUGAGGUGCUCUUCACCUCGGAUGAGGUCAGAGUGAGGUCCUGGGGAGAGAGAAAUCUAAGCCCUCUGACGUGUGUUUCUAAAGUUUUUAUGCUCUAAUUAUUAUCAUUUUUAAUGAUGUUGUGUGUCCUCCCCUUUGUUCAGUGGACGGUUAAACCUUUUUAUUUUCUCAAUAUUUUUCUUUUUCUCUUCUUUUUUUUUUUUCUUUUUCGUAAACACAGAUGACAUUCAGAUAAAUGACAGGAGCAUUGCAGGGGGUCCCCAAGCAGAUCUGACUGGCGACGUUGGGGGCAGAAGUUUUUAAUGCACUUAACCUGGGGGUGGGGCAAGGUGAUGGCAUCAGAUAGGGAGGACAUCAGCCCUUGGCGUCUCUGGGCUGGACAGUCUGGGAGGUGGUGUUUUGUACUGAAGUGGGCUCUAAGAAUGAGGGGAAUGAGCCUGGAGGGAGAAGCUUUAAAAUGUAACCACCACGGAAUUGACCCACAGAGAAAGGGGAGAGGGACAUGGGGACAAGUAUAGUGCUGAGCCAAGGAGGACGGAGGCUGGUGUUGGCCUCCUGGAUGCUCUCCUGGUCCCAGUGGAGAUAGAGGUCUAUUCCAGGUCAACUAGCCCAAAAUUAUUUCACCUUACUUUCUUUGUAAAAUCCCCCCCCCCCCCCCCCACCUUUUUAAUCCUGAUCUGCUCCUGGUAAACUCAGUCCCCAAGUCCCGUCUAUAAUCCGGGAGGCGUAGCUGUUCCCAGCCUGAGUUAGCUGGUGUCCUGGGAGCUGGGCGGGACAUACUGAGUGAGACAGAGAAGGGAAGAGAGAAGGGCUUUCUCUCCCAGCAGGUGAGACCCCAUCUGUCUGUCCCACCCUCCAGCCGGGAGGAGGGAACAGGGAGGCCUCACCAGCUUGGAGUCCUGCCCUGGUCUGCUGUCCUGAGUGCAGAACCCACUGCUCAGAGCCACACAACUCUGGUCAAAGCCAGCUCUGGGUCUCGGCUGCAAAAGUAGUUGUGGUGUCCCCCUCCCCAACCCAUCUCCAGAAAUCUAUUAAUUUUCCUUUUUUGUUGUUUUCAGCUUUUUCUUGAGCGCUACUAAUGUAGGGAAUGAACUGAAUUGUGCAAUGUUGCUGUUCUGGGGAUAAGAGAGGUUAGCACCCCAUCUGCCCACACCGUGGGGGAAGCAAGAGGGGGGCCAGGCUGUCUCUGAGGUAAAGGAAGCCCCUAAAAGGCAGGGGUUUCUGCUCUCCCGUAACAGUCACCUGCCUCUCCAGCUCUAGAAGCUGCCAGAGUACAGGAAAGGGAUACGCUGAGCAGAGACGUGUGAAGAGGAGUUUAGAAUUUUGCCCUUGAAAGCCACCUGGGAAAGUUCCCCCACUUUUAUUUUAAAAUAUUAAAUAAUGUUUUUAAAGUAA